GCUGCUUCACUGACAUCCUGUUCGGCCUGGAGAGUGAUACUUGGCAAAGCUUCGGAGAGCAGAAAAAUGUCCACUCGCUAUCACCAAGCUGCUAGUGAUAGCUACCUGGAACUUCUGAAGGAGGCCACCAAGAGAGAUCUGAAUCUUUCUGAUGAAGAUGGCAUGACCCCCACACUCCUAGCAGCCUACCAUGGGAACUUGGAAGCCCUAGAAAUAAUCUGCAGCAGAGGAGGGGAUCCUAAUAAAUGUGACAUCUGGGGAAAUACUCCUUUACAUUAUGCAGCGUCCAAUGGUCAUGCCCACUGCGUCUCGUUCCUGAUCAACUUUGGUGCCAACAUCUUUGCUCUGGACAAUGACUUACAGUCUCCACUGGAUGCUGCUGCCAGCAGAGAGCGGAAUGAAUGUGUCGCUCUUCUGGAUAAGGCUGCCACCUCCCAGAACAUCAUGAACCCCAAGAAAGUCACCAGGCAGAAGGAGCAGGCUCAGAAGAAUGUCAAGAAGCAGAUCAAAGAGUGUGAAAGGCUCCAGGAGAAGCACCAAAAUAAGAUGGCCCGCACAUACAGCAAGGAGGAAUCUGGGACCCUUUCUUCUUCCAAGGGAACUUUCUCUAGGUCACCCCUUUCAAAUGCUUCUGCUUCUAACACAUUUGGGUCACUGUCUAAGGGUAUUAAGGAUACCCUGAAGCUUAAGUUCAAGAAGAACAAAGAUACAGCAGAGCAGUUAGGGAAUGGGAGCAGAAGUGGGCAGAAGAAUGUGAUGGAAGUGUUCAGAGAGGAUGAGGAAGACGAAUUCUCAGGGGACUUCAUAGAGAAGCUCCAGUUAUCUGCAGAGGGGGACAGCUGUAUGCAACACGAAUCCAUUCUCAACCGUCCAGGUCUAGGAAAUGUUGUUUUUGGAAGGAAUAGAAUAUUCAGCCCUGAAGACAUCUCAGACAGCAGGAGGGAGCUGGGGUUUACAAUGCCGAGUGAAUUGCUUCAGAGACAAGGAGAAGCUGAGGCUGAUGAAGAGGGAGAGGAAAACAACCAUGAAGAUGAUCUGCCUUGGGAUGAGGAUGAAGUGGACUGGGAGGAAGAUGUGGUUGAUGCUACUCCCCUGGAAGUGUUCUUGCAGUCCCACUACUUGGAAGAAUUCCUUCCUAUUUUCAUGAGAGAGCAGAUUGAUCUGGAAGCUCUGCUGCUUUGCUCUGAUGAAGACCUUCAGAGCAUCCAAAUGCAGCUGGGUCCCAGGAAGAAAGUUCUUAAUGCCAUAAAUAGAAGGAAGCAGGUGCUACAACAGCCUGGGCAGUUGGUUGACACCAAUCUCUGAUGGAGUGUUGGGUCAACAGGGUGAGUCUAUAGAGGUGGGGGUGAUGCUGUGGAGAUAUUCCAGGCAAUACCUACUCUGUACCCAAUACCAGACUACUGGGUUUCUAGGGUUUUGGAGGUGUCCACCUAAGAAAGAAGCCCAAAUUCUACUCUGAGAAAUACUCUGUACCUAAAUUCAUAUAAACCACUAGUGAGAAACUCAAGGAGGUAAGAAAUGGGAAUAAGGAAAUGACAUUUCUCAAUUAUCUUUUUGAUAUUUUUGAAUAUAGAAAGGAUUAAAUGGAUGACAGAGAACAGAAAAGACUUUACUUCCUAACUCUGAACUUAAAAUUAUAGUCUCCUAUCACACUGCUUCUGCUGCUGCUAAGUCGCUUCAGUUGUGUCCAACCCUGUGCGACCCCAUAGAUGGCAGCCCACCAGGCUCCUCCGUCCCUGGGAUUCUUCAGGCAAGAGUACCAGAGUGGGUUGCCACUUCCUUCUGCAAUGCACGCAUGCAUGCUCAGUCACUUCAGUCGUGUCCGACUGCGACCCUAUGGACAGCAGCCCAUCAGGCUCCUCUGUCCACGGGAUUCUCUAGGCAAGAAUACUGGAGUGGGUGGCCAUUUCCUUCUCCGCUCCUAUUACACUAGCUGCUGCCUAAUUUCUGAUCCUUAGCUCCAUGACUUUACCUGUUGAUGGAAACUAAAAUUCCUCCAUUGGCCUGUGGCUUGAUGCCCAACUUGAAUGUGUCUAACCCUAAUCAGUAGAUGUUUACAUGUUUACAAAUAAUAGAAAUGGGUCUGUAACAUUCCUUCUUGGGAACAGAGACAGAAUGGCAGGUAGAGAGAGAGAUGAAAUAGAAUGUACAGUACCGGUAUGGAUUAAAUUUUGUCCUUCCAAAAUUUAUAUGCUUAAUUUUUGAUCUUGAGUCUAGGGAUUCUAACUCCAGUCAUCCUGUGAAGAGGUAGACACACUGGUGAUGUGCUUGCAUCGCCAUGUGAAGAGAAAGAAUAGGCCAUGUGAAGAUAAAGCAAGAAGGGAGUUAUCUGAAAGCCACAGAAGGAAGCCUCAGGAGAAACCAAACCUUUUAUCGCUUUUAUCUUGGACUUCCAGCCUCCAGAGCUAUAAGAAAAUAAAGUUCUGUUCUUUAAGCCA
Dama dama (fallow deer) is the source of this 2438-nucleotide messenger RNA. RefSeq names its product ankyrin repeat and sterile alpha motif domain containing 4B (gene ANKS4B). Gene Ontology annotation, molecular function: protein binding. The coding region runs from base 67 to 1305 and encodes 412 amino acids. Lineage: Eukaryota; Metazoa; Chordata; Mammalia; Artiodactyla; Cervidae. Gene Ontology annotation, biological process: brush border assembly. The transcript has 2 exons. The record is from RefSeq and is a predicted model, not a curated record.